AUGUCAACCACAGGUCAAUGGGAUAAAAAGGGUAUGGAUAUUGCUUUUGAAGAAGCAGAAUUGGGCUAUAAAGAAGGUGGUGUACCUAUCGGUGGUUGUUUGAUUAACAAUGCUGAUGGUGCUGUUUUGGGCCGUGGUCAUAAUAUGAGAUUCCAGAAAGAUUCUGCCACUUUACACGGUGAAAUUGCUACUUUAGAGAAUUGUGGUAGAUUAGAAGGUAAAGUUUAUAAAAACACUACUCUAUACACCACUUUAUCUCCAUGUGACAUGUGUACUGGUGCUAUUUUGAUGUAUGGUGUUCCUCGUGUGGUUAUUGGUGAAAAUAUUAAUUUUAAGAGUCCAGGUGAAGAAUAUUUGGCCUCUAGAAAUACUGAAGUAGUCAUCGUUGAUGAUGAAAGAUGUAAAACUGUUAUGAAGAAGUUCAUCGAUGAGAGACCACAAGAUUGGUUUGAAGAUAUUGGUGAAUAA
This is a messenger RNA of Tetrapisispora phaffii CBS 4417, 468 nucleotides long. RefSeq names its product cytosine deaminase (gene FCY1). The record is from RefSeq and is a predicted model, not a curated record. Bases 1 to 468 code for a protein of 155 amino acids. NCBI's taxonomy places the organism in Eukaryota, Fungi, Ascomycota, Saccharomycetes, Saccharomycetales, Saccharomycetaceae. The transcript has a single exon. Gene Ontology annotation, cellular component: nucleus; cytoplasm. Gene Ontology annotation, molecular function: zinc ion binding; diaminohydroxyphosphoribosylaminopyrimidine deaminase activity.